CGAACCGCCGAUCCUCUGAUUGAAGGACGGCCCUGCUCUCCACUUAGCCACAGUCGCCGACAGCAGAUGAACGACUACAUAUUGAUUCUUAGUCGUGCGGUUUAAAAUAGUCUGUUAAACCAAGUCCUCCCUAUGACGUCAAUAAUUAUCACAAUAACAGAAGCUCAACUCACGAUGUCUCAGAAGUAUGAAUCUAAAAGGACAAUCGGCAAAUUGUCUUCAGCAGAAGGAUCAUUUGUGUUUUAUGAAAUAUUAUCGUCAGUCUGCAUGUUUCCUCUUGUUGGUUCAGUCCUGUACAGUCCACAUGACCUGGUUCUGGUUCUGGGUCCCCUGCAGGUCUGUGCUGGUGCUGCUGGAGAUGAGUGGAGCCGCUCUGGGCAUUGAGAUCGUGGUGGUGUUCUUCCUGGCGCUGUUCCUGCUGCACCGGUAUGGAGACUUCAGGAAGCAGCAGCGCAUGGUUCUGUUCGGCACGCUGCUGGCCUGGUACCUGUGCUUCCUCAUCGUCUUCAUCUUACCUCUGGACGUCAGCACGACCAUCUACAAGCAGUGUAAGCUCGACCACGAGGACCACGCCCCCACCCUCAGCCCCUCUCCAGCCAAUCACACGCCGGCUAACGCCUCUGCCACGCCCACCAAGAGGAGCGUAUUAAAGCCGUGCUACAAGCCGUGGAGCUACAUCCCAGAUGGCAUCAUGCCCGUGUUCUGGAGGGUGGUGUACUGGACGUCCCAGUGUCUCACGUGGCUGCUGCUGCCCUUCAUGCAGUCCUACGCUCGCUCCGGAGGGUUCUCCAUCACCGGGAAGAUAAAAACGGCUCUGAUAGAGAACGCCAUCUACUACGGGACAUACCUGCUGAUCUUCGGCUCGCUGCUCAUCUACGUGGCCGUUCAUCCUGAGUGGCACCUGUCAUGGUACGAGCUGCAGACCAUCGGCAUCACGGCGGCCAACACCUGGGGCCUGUUCCUGCUGGUGCUGCUGCUGGGCUAUGGUCUGGUGGAGAUCCCCCGGUCCUACUGGAACGCCUCACGCCACGGACACCUGCUCAUCAAGACCUACUUCAAGGCCUCCAAGCUGAUGACGGAGAAGGCGGACGCAGAGGAGAACCUGGAGGACGUCAUGGAGGAGGUGAGAAAAGUCAGUGAGUCCAUCAAGUACAACCAUCCACUGAGGAAGUACAUCGAUACGAUUCUCAGAAAGUGUCCGGUGGACUACCAGGAGAAGAUGGGCAGGAACAUGGACGACUACGAGGACUUUGACGACAAACAGAACGCGUAUCCCAGUGAGAAGAGUCUGGUGAAGCUCCACAAACAGGUGAUCUAUGCGGUCCAGAGACACAACAGGACUCGGGUCCAGUGGCAGAUCCUCCUGCAGCAGGCCAUCCACCUGGAGGACGUGGCCAAGAACGAGACCAGUACGACCCACCAGUUCGUCCACAGCUUCCCGUCCUCUGAGCCGGCCGGCUGGUUCAGCACAUACGUGUACACAUCGACUGUAGAGUGGUUCUGGGAGUGCCUCCUGAAGGUCUGGUUCUACCGGCUCCUGUCUGUGGUCCUGACCCUGUUCAGCGUGGCCGUGGUCUGGUCUGAGUGCACCUUCUUCAGCACGAGACCCGUCCUCUCUCUGUUCGCCGUGUUCAUCCAGCUGGCUGAGAGAGACUACAACUACCUGUACAUAGAGGUGAGACUACAACUACCUGUACAUAGAGGUGAGACUACAACUACCUGUACAUAGAGGUGNGACUACAACUACCUGUACAUAGAGGUGGGACUACAACUACCUGUACAUAGAGGUGGGACUACAACUAGCUGUACAUAGAGGUGGGACUACAACUAGCUGUACAUAGAGGUGAGACUACAACUACCUGUACAUAGAGAGGCCUCUUCAUCACUCUUCAUCUCUGGACUCACUGGUCCGAUCCCAGUCACACUCAUGAGGGUUUAGUUCUGUCCUUCUGUUAAAUCUUCCAGAGUUUAGGUCUCUCAGACGUUUUGAGUCCUUUAUGAACUCUCCCCAUAAGUCAGCAUUAGAUGCAGACUUUACUUGAGGGAAUUACCCACAAUUCAUAGCAAUGUGACG
Molecule: messenger RNA, 2074 nt
Organism: Anarrhichthys ocellatus (wolf-eel)
Lineage: Eukaryota; Metazoa; Chordata; Actinopteri; Perciformes; Anarhichadidae
Product: G-protein coupled receptor-associated protein LMBRD2B-like
Exons: 10
Coding region: 188-1729 (513 amino acids)
Biological process (GO): adrenergic receptor signaling pathway
Cellular component (GO): membrane
Source: RefSeq, a predicted model, not a curated record